Molecule: messenger RNA, 1314 nt
Organism: Clupea harengus (Atlantic herring)
Lineage: Eukaryota; Metazoa; Chordata; Actinopteri; Clupeiformes; Clupeidae
Gene: marchf5l
Product: membrane-associated ring finger (C3HC4) 5, like
Molecular function (GO): zinc ion binding
Source: RefSeq, a predicted model, not a curated record
GGCUGAAUUUGCCCCACACAAUCUGCAAACAAAUUGGCCUGCUUUUCCUUUAAGAAAACGUUCAAACCGGAAACAAAACUGUCAGCCGUGUAUGUGUUCAUGAACAGGUUGAAAAGUCCAGGGAUCGGUUUGCUUCGAUGUAUAUAACUUGAACAUACAUAAAAAAUAUCGCGGCGAAUAAAGCUUGCGCUGACUGACUCAUGGUGUGUCAAAGACCUAAACACAGAAUAUGGCCUGUGCAGACGAACCCCCUGAAAAGCACUGCUGGGUAUGCUUUGCCACAGAGCGGGAGGACCGGGUGGCAGAGUGGGUGAGCCCCUGCCGGUGUAGAGGCUGCACCAAGUGGAUCCAUCAGAACUGCCUGCAGCGCUGGCUAGAUGAAAAGCAGAAGGGCAAUGGCGGUGGGGCUGUCAGCUGUCCACAGUGUGGCACUGAGUACAGCAUUGUCUUCCCCAAAAUGGGCCCACUGGUGUAUUUCCUGCAGCAGGUUGACAGAGCUCUGUCUAGAGCCAGUCCAUUUGCAGCUGCAGGGGUGGUGGUUGGCACUGUCUACUGGUCAGCUGUCACCUAUGGAGCUGUCACUGUAAUGCAGGUAGUAGGCCACAAAAAGGGCUUAGAUGUGAUGGAGCGUGCCGACCCACUGUUCCUGCUCAUGGGUUUGCCCACCAUUCCCGUCAUGCUGGUCCUGGGGAAGAUGAUUCGCUGGGAGGACUAUGUGGUGCGGCUGUGGCAGCGGCAUUCUGCCAAACUUAAUGGCAUCGUCCCCGGACUCGGGCGUGCUCUACCCCGCGUGCCAGCUGAAGGGGGCUAUGGAGGGGACCACGUGUCCGUGUCACGCACCCUGUGUGGGGCCCUCAUCUUCCCCUCCAUCGCCAACCUGGUGGGCCGGCUCAUGUUCCGCAGGAUCACCUCCAACCUACAGCGCACCAUCCUAGGAGGCAUUGCCUUUGUUGUGAUCAAAGGGAUUCUGAAGGUGCAUUUCAAACAACAGCAGUACCUCAUUCAGGCCAACCGCCACAUCCUUGACUACCCUGCUCGAGAACAGCGGGCAGAUGAUCACAGUGAGGAAGACAAUGAGGACAGUGGAAACGAGUAGAGACAGGAAGGCCCCUUCACUGCAGAGUCUCCCUCAGCUCCUCUGGGUUCUAUUGUAAAAACUAUACAUGCCUCCAUUAACAUAAACAUAAACAUAAACAAUCAUGGAACUGUUUUAAUGACAGUAUCAUUAUUCAUUGUAAAAUCCGAUCAGACUGUAGAGAUAAUAGUUAUUUUAUUUUAUUUUCAGAUUUGAAUCAAUAAACUUAUAUGAUUGUU